AUGGCCGAAGAAGCAAAGAAUAAGCGUCCAUUAGGAGGACAAAAGGAACCCAUUGAAACUAAGCCUGGAAAAUCUGAAGAGCCUAAACCAAAAAAAAGAAGAAGAAGAAACUACGACGAUUACGAUGCUGAGGUGGCCAAAGAGGAAACCAAGACAAAGGACGAUUCGAAAAAGAGCGAAGGCAAGACUGCUGCGGAGGACUCAGAGUCGGACAUGGACGAUGCCAAAUUAGACGCGUUGAUGGGAAAUGAAGUGGAAGAAGAAGAGGACGAUUUAGCUGAAAUUGAUACCUCCAAUAUCAUUACAUCUGGAAGAAGAACCCGCGGCAAGGUAAUUGAUUAUAAGAAGACUGCAGAGGAAUUAGACAAGAAUGAAGCUACUGUAAAGCCCACUAAUGAAGCAGGAAAGGAUGACGAAGAAGAUGAGGAUGAGGAUGAUGACUUUAAGGAGCAAUAA
Molecule: messenger RNA, 456 nt
Organism: Saccharomyces eubayanus
Lineage: Eukaryota; Fungi; Ascomycota; Saccharomycetes; Saccharomycetales; Saccharomycetaceae
Gene: CHZ1
Product: Chz1p
Exons: 1
Coding region: 1-456 (151 amino acids)
Source: RefSeq, a predicted model, not a curated record